Messenger RNA from Monoraphidium neglectum, 579 nucleotides. RefSeq lists its product as hypothetical. Bases 1 to 579 code for a protein of 192 amino acids. Lineage: Eukaryota; Viridiplantae; Chlorophyta; Chlorophyceae; Sphaeropleales; Selenastraceae. The transcript is spliced from 4 exons. The record is from RefSeq and is a predicted model, not a curated record.
AUGGAGUCCUCGCGGCGCGCGAACACUGCCACAAAGUACGGCAAGUCAGAGAAGGAGCUGCGGGAUCUGGUCGGCGGCGGCGAAUUCCAGUUGAACGAGGACUCCCUGACCGCGCACUUCGCCUGCACCUUUGGCCGCGACUAUUCCGCCGACUCAGCGGACCCGCUUGCCGCCGCCGCCAUGGUGCUCACUGCAUCCCCCCAGUCGCUGGUCGCGCCUGGGCUGGGGGAUCCCGACCCGAGCCAGGCUUUCAAGCUCCACAGGGAGCCCUGCGCAUACGCCAACACAAGCUUCUGCUACAGCCCAGGCAGGGCGUACCCUCCCUCGUUUGUUACCCCACCUUUUGAUCUUGACGGCAACACGACCGGCUUCAGCACUGCGGAGAUGCAGGCAAUUGUCAAGAUCUGGGUGAACGUUGCAGAGGAUUAUUCCCCAUUCAAUAUUGAUGUCACCACCGGGUACACGUACAGCAGCGGCGGCAAGAUGAUGGCAGGCGGCAUCAGUUUCGUUUCGUCGUUUGGGCUGGGAGGCUUCGGCGCGGGCUACCCCUCCAACGGCAACGAGGUGGCCCCCUCGUAA